Molecule: messenger RNA, 2299 nt
Organism: Raphanus sativus (radish)
Lineage: Eukaryota; Viridiplantae; Streptophyta; Magnoliopsida; Brassicales; Brassicaceae
Exons: 1
Coding region: 359-2119 (586 amino acids)
Source: RefSeq, a predicted model, not a curated record
UUACUAUUUUAUUUUAUUUUUGGAAGCAACUGAUUUUUCCCUCUUAUAUAUAAUCCAAUUCUUUUGACAUAACAAAUAAUUUUCUUAAUCCUUAAAUAAAACGAUUCAGUAAUUUUAUUAUCCUGCAGAGAAAUUGGAGCGGCGGUGCAAGGCAACGGCAAGAACAAAACACCAACCACCACCGUAAAUAAACAUCACCAACGUGACUUCUGAGGAAAAUUGCCCACGUGUCGCUGCCCAAUUCUCAGCCCAGUCAUCAGAACCAUAGGGGCAUAAUCGUCUAUACAUAAGAUUGUCUUUUUUCUCAUAUUUUAUUACUUGAAUUUGUACUUUCUGGUUUUGGUCGGAAUCUUUCAAAAUGCCGGAGAAAGGACCGAUUCUAUCUCCGGUUCCAAACCAGGUAUUACUUCAACGGUCGAGUCCUCUCCUUCAAUGGCGUUUCAGCGCUCUUACAGCACUCGUUUUCUCCCUCGUGUUAUUCGUCUGGAGCAUCGACGGUUUCUCGAUACAAACCUUCGCUGAGCCAUGGAGACUCAGCGCGUACUCCCUCCGCGUCAGUUUCUCUCCCUCUCCUUCCCCUUCUCCUUCACCAAAACCUCAUCCUAUAGAGCCCCACGAGAAGCCCACUACAGGCCCACGAAAUCUAAACACGAAGAAGACGACGAAUCUCACUUCGAACUCGACCCGGUGGAUCGCCGCCGAGUGGGGGAAGAAUUACACGGCGAACCUGAUGAGAAACUGGUUGGCUCCGGGAGAUACGCCGUGCCGGGAGGCGAAGACCGUCGAGAUUUCACUUCCCGGCGUCGACGGGAUCGAUACGGUGGAGCUAACCGCCGGAGAGAUCCACGAAUUCAAAUUCCAAUCCCUUGACGAAUCCAAAAACGCCGUUUGCGUCGGCGGAGACUACUUCGAGACUGAUUUAUCCGGCGAGAACUGGAAAUCUCGGCCGCCGGUGAGAGAUUACGGCAACGGAAGUUACUCCAUGUCGUUACAAGUUCAUCCCGAGUUCGCCGGAGAAUUCAACCUCACCGUCGUUUUACUCUUCCGUCAUUACCAAGGCCUUAAGCUCAGCCCCGCGCGUCUAGGAGUCGACCAAAAGCUUCGCGAUGUCCGGCUACGCUUCGUAAAGAAGCCCGACGUUGCUUUGCCGGAGCUUCAGACAUGUAAGAGAUCCGACUUUACCCGAGACGCGUGGUCGGGACGAUGGACAAGGCUCGGUAAGAACGAGAGUUGCCAGAUCAGCAACGACGGACGUUACCGUUGCCUUCCUUCGGAUUUCCCUUGUCGGAAACCGUGGUGCGAGGGAGCUCUUGGAGCUAUUGAGAGCAACGGUUGGGUUUACUCCAGCCAUUGCUCUUUCAAGAUGUUCUCUGGAGAUGACGCGUGGCGCUGCUUGAAGAACAGAUGGAUCUUCUUCUGGGGAGAUUCGAACCACGUUGAUUCGAUAAGAAACAUGCUGAACUUUGUUUUAGGUCAUCCGGAGAUCCCCGCUGUACCGAGGAGGUUCGAUAUGAAGUUCUCUAACCCGAAGAAUGAGUCGGAGACUGUUAGGAUCACGAGUAUCUUCAACGGGCAUUGGAACGACACACAGAACUAUCAAGGCCUUGAUUCUCUUAAAGACAAUGGGUUUAGAGAGUUGCUUGAGAAGUACUUCUCGGAAGACCGUGUUCCAGAUGCUAUGGUCGUGAACUCGGGCCUACACGACGGUAUUCACUGGACCAGUCCUAGAGCCUUCGAGAAAGGAGCUGAAGCCGCGGCCGCGUUUUGGAAGGGAGUUUUCGAGGGUGUCAAAAGCAGGGGACUGCAGCCGCCUGAGGUGGUUUUCAGGAACACGGUCGCUACGGGGGGUUACGCUAGAACGCUGCCGUUUAACCCGAGUAAAAUGGAGGCGUUUAACGGAGUGUUUCUAGAGAAAAUGAGGGAUGCGGGACUGGUGACAAGCGUGGUGGAUAACUUUGAUAUGACGUAUCCGUGGCAUUUUGAUAACCGGUGCAACGACGGGGUUCAUUACGGAAGAGCUCCGGCGAAAAUGAUGUGGAGGGACGGUGAGAUCGGACAUCAGUACUUUGUGGAUUUGAUGCUUGUUCACGUGUUGCUGAAUGCAUUGUGUGCGAGGUAGUGGUGAUGAUCGAAGUUUGGUUUAGGAGUCACGGAUUCUUUAUUUUUGUGUAGAUGUUUUGAUUUAUUUUUGGUUGUAUAUGUAUCAAAUUUUAUUUGGGAAAACUCAAACUGAAGCUUGAGUUUAUUGUGUAAUGUAUAUUUUCCAGCCUUAAACUGAGUUUUGUAAGUUGAAAGUGCC